Molecule: messenger RNA, 467 nt
Organism: Vigna umbellata (rice bean)
Lineage: Eukaryota; Viridiplantae; Streptophyta; Magnoliopsida; Fabales; Fabaceae
Product: putative prolyl 4-hydroxylase 7
Source: RefSeq, a predicted model, not a curated record
AAGCACACAUUAGAAACAGACAGAGGAAGUAGAAAGCCAAAUCAAAACCAGUGGGCGUUUCGUAGAAUCCUCAUUGCUCUGAAAACGACAAACCGAGAUUUAAAAAACGCCCACAUUUUCACUUUCAACUCUUUUAUUACAUUGCAUAAAUUUCAACACUCUUCUCAGAUUGCCCACCGAAAAAGCCUUUCACCAUGGUUUCUAGCCGUUUCGUGUCGCUCUUUCUCUGUUUCCUCUGUUUUGAGAUCUCUGUUUCCUCCAUUCGGUUGCCUGGUGUGGACAAAGAAGCCAAGGCCACCCAUGGAUCGGGGCUUGGGUUGAACAAAGGAGUCUGUUCAGUGAAAUUUGAUCCCACACGGGUCACUCAGCUCUCAUGGAAUCCCAGGGCUUUUCUGUACAAGGGAUUCUUGAAGGAGGAAGAAUGCGACCAUGUGAUAGCUCUGGUUAGAUUUAGUUUUUGAUCUUAG